AUGGGGAAGUCGGACAAUUAUGAAAUGUACUCAGUGGAACUGGGCCGGAAGGGCCCUGGGGGAGAUAUGGAAGCCAAGCUUCAGAAGAAGAAGAAGAAAGGAGGCGGUGGGGGGAAGAAGGAGAAGCUGGAGAACAUGAAGAAGGAGAUGGAGAUUAAUGAUCACCAGCUGUCAGUGGAAGAACUGGAGAAGAAAUACCAGACAAAUGCAACCAAGGGUCUGUCCACCCGCUUGGCAGCUGAGAUUCUGCUCCGAGAUGGGCUGAAUGCCUUGCGUCCCCCCAAAGGCACCCCUGAGUAUGUGAAGUUUGCCAGACAGUUGGCAGGGGGACUCCAGUGCCUCAUGUGGGUGGCUGCAGCCAUCUGCCUCAUCGCUUUUGGCAUCCAGGCUGGAGAGGGGGACCUCACCACAGAUGAUAAUCUCUAUCUAGCCCUCGCUCUCAUUGCUGUUGUCGUGGUUACCGGCUGCUUCGGUUACUACCAGGAAUUUAAAAGCACGAACAUCAUCGCCAGCUUCAAAAACCUCGUGCCACAGCAAGCCACCGUGAUCCGAGAAGGGGACAAGUUCCAGAUCAACGCUGACCAGCUGGUGGUGGGAGACCUGGUAGAGAUCAAGGGAGGUGAUCGUGUGCCGGCCGACAUCCGCGUCCUGGCUGCGCAGGGAUGCAAAGUAGACAACUCUUCACUGACUGGAGAGUCAGAGCCACAGACCCGUUCCCCAGAGUGCACGCAUGACAGUCCCCUGGAAACACGCAACAUCGCCUUCUUCUCCACCAUGUGCCUGGAGGGCACAGCACAGGGAUUGGUAGUAAACACCGGGGACAGGACCAUCAUUGGGCGCAUUGCAUCACUGGCCUCGGGUGUGGAAAAUGAGAAGACCCCAAUCGCCAUAGAGAUCGAACACUUUGUGGACAUCAUUGCAGGGCUCGCUAUCCUCUUUGGGGGCACCUUCUUCAUCGUGGCCAUGUGCAUUGGAUACACCUUCCUUCGGGCUAUGGUCUUCUUCAUGGCCAUUGUGGUGGCUUACGUGCCUGAAGGACUGCUGGCUACUGUCACAGUUUGUCUGUCCCUGACGGCCAAACGCCUAGCUCGGAAGAACUGUGUGGUCAAGAACUUGGAGGCUGUGGAGACACUGGGUUCUACUUCUGUGAUCUGCUCAGACAAGACAGGAACUCUCACUCAGAACCGCAUGACUGUAUCCCAUCUAUGGUUUGAUAACCAUGUGCACACAGCUGAUACAACUGAGGACCAGUCAGGACAGACCUUUGACCAGUCUUCGGAGACAUGGCGGGCACUGUGCCAGGUACUGACCCUCUGUAACCGUGCAGCCUUCAAGUCCGGCCAGGAUGCAGUGCCAGUACCAAAGCGCAUUGUGAUAGGAGAUGCCUCAGAGACCGCCCUGCUCAAAUUCUCCGAACUGACCCUAGGCAAUGCCAUGGGCUACCGGGAGCGCUUCCCCAAGGUCUGCGAGAUCCCCUUCAACUCCACCAACAAGUUCCAGCUGUCCAUCCAUGAGCUGGAGGAUCCGAGGGACAGGCGCCAUGUGCUGGUGAUGAAGGGAGCCCCUGAGCGGAUCCUGGAGAGAUGCAGCUCCAUCCUUAUCAAAGGCCAGGAGCUGCCCCUGGACGAGCAGUGGCGGGAGGCCUUCCAGACUGCCUACUUGGCCCUGGGGGGGCUGGGCGAGCGGGUCCUUGGAUUCUGCCACCUCUACUUGAGUGAAAAGGACUUCCCUCGAGGCUUUGCCUUCAACUCCGAAGACAUGAACUUUCCAAACAGUGGGCUCUGCUUUGCUGGGCUCGUGUCUAUGAUUGAUCCUCCACGGGCCACAGUCCCAGAUGCUGUGCUCAAGUGCAGAACAGCGGGCAUCAGGGUGAUCAUGGUGACAGGUGACCACCCGAUCACUGCCAAGGCCAUAGCCGCCAGCGUGGGCAUCAUCUCUGAGGGCAGUGAGACUGUUGAGGACAUUGCUGCCCGGCUCCGAGUGCCGGUGGAACAGGUCAAUCGUCGGGAUGCUCGUGCCUGUGUGGUGAAUGGGGCCCAACUGAAGGACAUGGACCCAGCUGAGCUAGUGGAGAUCCUACGCAUGCACCCAGAAAUGGUGUUUGCCCGGACCAGCCCUCAGCAGAAACUGGUCAUUGUAGAGAGCUGCCAGCGGCUGGGCGCUAUAGUGGCCGUGACCGGGGACGGAGUGAACGACUCCCCUGCCCUGAAAAAGGCGGACAUCGGCGUGGCCAUGGGCAUCGCCGGCUCAGACGCCGCCAAGAACGCGGCCGACAUGAUUUUGCUGGACGACAACUUUGCCUCCAUAGUUACUGGCGUGGAGCAGGGGCGUCUGAUCUUCGACAACCUCAAGAAGUCAAUCGCUUACACGCUGACCAAGAACAUCCCCGAGCUGACCCCCUAUCUCAUUUAUAUCACUGUCAGCGUCCCUCUGCCCCUGGGGUGCAUCACCAUCCUCUUCAUCGAGCUCUGCACUGACAUCUUUCCCUCAGUGUCUCUUGCCUACGAGGCGGCAGAGAGUGACAUCAUGCACCUGCGGCCACGCAACCCCAAGAGGGACCGGCUGGUGAACGAGCCGCUUGCUGCUUAUUCUUACUUCCAGAUUGGUGCCAUCCAGUCCUUUGCUGGCUUCACUGACUACUUCACAGCUAUGGCCCAGGAGGGCUGGUUCCCCUUGCUCUGUGUGGGCCUUCGGCCCCAGUGGGAGGAUCACCACUUACAGGACCUACAGGACAGCUAUGGCCAGGAAUGGACCUUCGGUCAGCGUCUCUACCAGCAGUAUACCUGUUAUACCGUGUUCUUCAUCAGCAUUGAGAUGUGUCAGAUAGCGGACGUGCUCAUCCGAAAGACCCGCCGACUCUCUGCCUUCCAGCAGGGCUUCUUCCGGAACAAGAUCUUGGUUAUUGCCAUAGUCUUCCAGGUCUGUAUAGGCUGCUUUCUCUGCUACUGCCCUGGAAUGCCCAACAUCUUCAACUUCAUGCCCAUCCGGUAUCAGUGGUGGCUUGUCCCAAUGCCCUUUGGUCUUCUCAUUUUCGUCUAUGAUGAGAUCCGGAAGCUUGGCGUGCGCUGCUGCCCAGGAAGCUGGUGGGACAAGGAGCUAUAUUAUUAA
This is a messenger RNA of Trichosurus vulpecula (common brushtail), 3108 nucleotides long. It is a transcript of the gene ATP4A, whose product is annotated as ATPase H+/K+ transporting subunit alpha. Lineage: Eukaryota; Metazoa; Chordata; Mammalia; Diprotodontia; Phalangeridae. Gene Ontology annotation, cellular component: membrane. The coding region runs from base 1 to 3108 and encodes 1035 amino acids. The transcript is spliced from 22 exons. Gene Ontology annotation, molecular function: magnesium ion binding; P-type potassium:proton transporter activity; ATP hydrolysis activity. The record is from RefSeq and is a predicted model, not a curated record. Gene Ontology annotation, biological process: potassium ion import across plasma membrane; intracellular potassium ion homeostasis; sodium ion export across plasma membrane.